Molecule: messenger RNA, 2005 nt
Organism: Anopheles merus
Lineage: Eukaryota; Metazoa; Arthropoda; Insecta; Diptera; Culicidae
Gene: APC7
Product: anaphase-promoting complex subunit 7
Exons: 4
Coding region: 125-1882 (585 amino acids)
Biological process (GO): cell division
Molecular function (GO): protein binding
Source: RefSeq, a predicted model, not a curated record
CAGCUGUUUAGUUUGAAAGCUGGCGUAAACAAAAGCCACUCAAAAGAAAGCUGGUCUUCGUUCGUAAGACAGCUUCAUACAGGAAAUAAGUUAGUUAAUUUAACCAAACCAUCAGCAUUCCACCAUGAAAACAUUGUUCGAACAACUGAAAACUCUGUUCGACUAUGAGCUCUACUCAAAUGCGGCCACGCUGGCCAAUUUAAUCAUCUCCAUAUAUGACACCAAUCGUGCCACGCUCAGCCCUCAGGAACACUUCGGUACGCUCGUGUAUUAUGCGGAGUCACUCUUUCACGAGCGUCGGUUUCGCGAAGCGGAAACCAUCUACCGGCAGGCGCUGCAGCUGAAGCGGCUGCUGACGAAAAACAAAUCACCCAACUGCAAAACCUCGGCAGGCUCCGUCCCCGGUCCGGUCGAUCUGCAGUCGGAGGUGGAGCUGAAGUACAAGACGGCCCGGUGCCUGAUUGAGAUGAAGUGUUAUCGCGAUGCCAUUGUCCUGCUGCAAUCGCUCGCACUGAAACAGCGCACACCGAAGGUAAACAUGCUUCUGAGCAAACUGUGUCACAACCACGGCCACGAACGAAGUGCCAUCGGGACGUACAAGGAGGUGCUAAAGGAGUGUCCGCUGGCGUUUGAGGCGAUAGAGGGUCUGCUCACGCUUGGCGUCAAGGGUAUCGAAGUGAAUUCAAUGAUCGUGGACGCUACCAUGGCACCGCAGUGCAGCGAGUGGAUGAGCAGCUGGAUCAAGGCGCACGCCAACAUCCAGGCACGCAAGUACACCGACGCAAUCCAAACGCUGCGUAGCAUCGAGGCAAACACCUGCCUGCGCAACUAUCACCAGCUGUUGGUGCUGAUCGGCGAAUGCUACUACCACAAUGGUGAUUACGAGCAGGCGUACAUCACGCUGAAGCGUGCACACGCCAUGCAGCCACAGUCGAAGAACGGUCUGCAGAUUCUCGCUCUACUGAUGGCAAAGAAUAAGAAAAUUGCCGAGCUGGAGAAACUGAUCACUCCGUCGCCCUCGCUGCUGAACGAGUACACGUCCGAGAUGUGGUACGUGAUGGGGCAGUACCUGUUUGCCACCGGCAAGUACGAGAAGGCUGUGUACUUUGUGCAGAAGGCAUGUUUUCAGAACUCGCGCAACGUCGAGGCGCUGGUGCUGAAGGCGGAAGUGCUGUUUCAGGUGAAAAAGUAUCAGCAGGGAAUUGCACACCUUCGGUAUGGGCAGCAGUUUGCUCCCUAUCGGUACGAAAUUCACAAGGCGCUCGUGGACAAUUACCUUAAUAUGGGACGCAACCGGGAGGCGCAGCUGCAAGCACUGAAGGCGGUCAAGAUGUUGGGCGAGUCAGCGCGAAUGUUGGUGCUAUUGGCGCGCACAUACAUGAAAGAUGAAGCCGCAAGACCGAAGGCAAAAGCGCUCUGUCUAAAAGCGCUGGAGAUGAGCGAAAACUUCUUGCCUGCAGUAUAUCUGCUCUCGGAAAUUUACCUGCGGGAGAACGAUAUCAGCACCAGAAUGAAGCUGCUCAAAAAGCACGUAAUGCUAUCGAAGAACAGCAAGCUCCAUGUGAUGCUGGCGGAAACACUUAACAACGAAAAGGAUCAUUCCGGCGCGUUAGAACACUAUUCCAUUGCUCUCAACCUCGAUCCUUCGAAUCGCGUGGCAAUGUCGGGACUGCUUAUGGUGGGACAAAACAAGGGCGGCACGAGCAGCACCGCCUCGAAUGCGGGUGCGUCCAGCUCAUAUCUGGAGUCGAUGGCCGAAGACGGUAGCGACGUACCGGACAAUCCGCUGGAAAUGAUCGAAAUACGAACGACUGGAGCGAACGAGAUGGAGUCGGAAAGUGAUGCAAUGUGGUCGGAUUUGGAAAUUGAAAUCAAUCAGUAGGUUGGUAAGCGCGGUGAGAAUUCUUCCAGUGGGUGAUUGAUUAAUUUAGUACUAGCUGUAAUAAAACCUACCUUAUAGCUCCACUUUAAAAGAAUAUAAUCGCUGGGUCUGUCGAAUCAUCAA